Molecule: messenger RNA, 2213 nt
Organism: Papaver somniferum (opium poppy)
Lineage: Eukaryota; Viridiplantae; Streptophyta; Magnoliopsida; Ranunculales; Papaveraceae
Product: putative receptor-like protein kinase At4g00960
Exons: 6
Coding region: 177-2162 (661 amino acids)
Biological process (GO): protein phosphorylation
Molecular function (GO): ATP binding; protein kinase activity
Source: RefSeq, a predicted model, not a curated record
CAUUCGUCCAUAACCAUAAGAACUGGUAUCAGUUGCUUGAUCUUCCGAUAUUUCAAGCUAAUUAAAGAGAAAUUUUUUGAUGGGGGCGUUUUUUGAAGAGGGCAUGGGGACAAAUGAUGAUAUGCUCAUGAUGUUCAUAAUUAUCUGAGAAUAAUAAUUUAGUUUUUUGUUUAAUCAUGUACGUUGUAUCCGAUCAUUCGAUCUUCUUCAUCUACUUGUUUCUUCUUUCUAAUUUAUUGAUCACCAUACAAUACACAAUUGCACAGCCACACCCAGAUUUCGUUUAUCAGUAUUGUUACGGAGAUAAUUACACUAGAGGCAGUACAUUUCAUACUAACCUCAACCUUCUUUUUCCUUCAAGCAUCAAAAGUAGAUACUAUAACGCCACCGAUGGCCAAACCCCGAAUACUGUUUACGGGUCUUUACAGUGUAGAGGUGAUAUUCAACAAGAUGAGUGUCAAAGUUGUAUUAAUUUUGCUACUCAAGAUUUCAACAAAACGGGUAGAUGUCCAAACUCUAAAAAGGCAAUUAUUUGGUAUGAUAAAUGUAUGCUAAGGUACUCAAAUGAGUAUUACUUUAAUAUUAUGCAAGAAUCUCCAGGAGGUUAUCUUUGGUAUUCUGGUGAUGUUUCUAAUCCUAAUCAGUAUAACCAAGUUUUAGGUGAUUUAAUGGAUGAUUUAGCAGGACGAGCUGCGUCUAGUUUUUCUACUAAUUUUGCUACUGGAAAUAAAAGUAUUAAUAGUUUUCAGAAAAUAUAUGGAUUAGUAGAGUGUAGUCCAGAUAUACCAUCAGGAAGUUGUAAUCGAUGUCUCCGUGGAGCUAUAUCUGAAUUACAAAAUUGUUGUCAUGGGAAAAGUGGUGCAAGAGUUAUUAGACCUAGUUGUGAUUUAAGAUAUGAAUUAGACGAUCCUUUCUUUGAAUCUCCUAUUAUCACUCCUCCACCAUCACCACCUUUAUCAUCUACUAUACCUCCGUCGUCAACGAAUACAACCGUACCAAAUGAAAAUAGGAAUAAGUCAUCAAAACUUACUAUCAGUAUAGUUGUUCCUUCAGUUAUCGCAGUACUUUCUGCCAUUGCCAUAGGGUUCUUCUUUAUCAGGAGAAAACAGUCACAGAAAAAGAACUUUGGCGGUCCUGAAGAUGUGGAUAAUAAGACUCCAAUGAAUGAAUCUUUACAGUUCGACUUCAGUACAGUAAGUGCUGCAACAUACAGUUUCUCUGAAGCUAAUAAACUUGGAGAAGGCGGAUUUGGCUCUGUCUAUAAGGGUACACUUUCUGACGGGCGAGAUAUAGCUGUUAAGAGACUGUCGAAAUAUUCCGGUCAAGGUGGCCAAGAGUUCAAGAAUGAAGUUACAUUGGUAGCUAAACUUCAACACAGAAAUCUUGUGCAGCUUGUUGGUUUCAGCUUAGCUGGUGAAGAAAAACUGCUCAUCUAUGAAUUCAUGCCAAAUGCAAGCCUGGACCGAUUCUUAUUUGAUCCAAUUAAACGUAAACAACUGGAUUGGGAAAGACGAUACAAGAUAAUAGGAGGGGUAGCAAGAGGUCUUCUCUAUCUCCAUGAGGAGUCUCGGCUUAAAAUCAUCCAUCGGGAUCUCAAAGCCAGCAAUAUAUUAUUAGACAAGGACAUGAAUCCUAAAAUUUCAGAUUUCGGCAUGGCUAGGCUUUUUGUGCUUGACCAAACUCAAGAGCGUACAAGCAGAAUAGUUGGAACGUAUGGUUACAUGGCUCCAGAGUAUAUAAUGCAUGGUCAUCUCUCAGUGAGAUCGGACGUUUUUAGUUUUGGUGUCUUAGUUUUAGAGAUUCUUUGUGGGCUGAAGAACAGCAGUUUUCAUCAAUCAGAUGUAGCUCAGGACCUUUUAAGCUAUGUAUGGAAACAUUGGAACAACGGAUCUGCUAUAGAAACAUUAGAUCCAACUUUGAAAGACGCAUGUUCUAAAAAUGAAGUGUAUAGAUGCAUCCAUGUUGCAUUAUUAUGUGUUCAAGAAAAUGUUGCAGAUAGACCCACAAUGCCCAUAGUUGUCCAAAUGCUCAACAGCUACUCGGCAACCAAUCCCGCUUUACCUUUAGCACCUGCGUUUUUUGCUGGUCGUACGAUAGGCAACAGUGAAGCGGCGACAUGGAGCAGGAACGAAGUUUCAGUUACUGAACUAGACCCUCGAUAACAAUUACCCCACUCCAUUUCUUUCUAGAGUAUACAAUAUCUUUUUCGGUUA